AUUGUAAUUGAGCAGAAUGGCAAACCCGUUGGAGAAAGCAGUGGGGUACGAACUCCCUCGUCAGCCUGUCGGCUGGACGAAACGCGACCUUCUCACUUAUGCCGUAGGAAUAGGCGCAAAGAAGGAUGAUUUCCCCUUCGUGUACGAACUGCACCCGCAAUUCGCACCUUUCCCCACGUAUCCCGUCGUCCUCUCUCUCAAAGGAGACGCGGAAGAUGUGACGGACUUCAGCAAGAUCCUGGGUCAGGACAACGUGCCCGGGUUGCCGACGUUCAACCCCGAGCGAGCAGUCCACGGGAGCAUGUCUAUCCAGCUCUUGCGUCCUCUUCCUGUAGAGACCGGGAAAGGGUGGGCGAUGAAGAGAAGGAUCUCGGGAGUGCAUGAGAAUAAAUCGGGGAUUGUGGUGGAUAUGGAAAUGGUGCUUGUCGAUCCGCAGGGAACAGAGUACGCGAAGAUGAUCACGUCAUCAUUCAACGUUGGCGCACGCACCCUCGGGCCAUUCUCCAAGUCUCUCAGCUCUACCCCGCGGGGCAAGCCCGUGCCCAAAGAUCGUGCGCCGAACUGGGUUGUUAGCGAGAAGACGUCGGAGGAACAAGCCCUGGUGUAUCGCUUGAGCGGAGAUUAUAACCCUUUGCAUAUCGACCCAAGCAUAGGCGCGAAGAUGCCUUUCGGCGGUGUGAUCCUCCACGGCCUGUCAACAUACGGUUUCGCAGCCCGUGCGGUCCUCCGCUCGGUAGGAGGGAACGAUCCCCAAGCGCUGAAGGCGUUCUCGGUCAGGUUUACGGCACCUGUCAAACCUGGAGACACCCUCGAAACGAGCAUCUGGGAGCUCGGCCCUGGUCCCCAAGGCACCGAGUUGGUCGCGUUCGUCACCAAGGUGAAGGAGACGGGCAAAGUUUGCCUGGGCAAUGGAGUGGCUUGGGUCUUGAAGGGAAAGGUGAAGGGAAAGCUUUGA
Dacryopinax primogenitus is the source of this 955-nucleotide messenger RNA. RefSeq names its product peroxisomal dehydratase. Lineage: Eukaryota; Fungi; Basidiomycota; Dacrymycetes; Dacrymycetales; Dacrymycetaceae. Gene Ontology annotation, cellular component: peroxisome. The transcript has 8 exons. Bases 17 to 955 code for a protein of 312 amino acids. The record is from RefSeq and is a predicted model, not a curated record.